Epinephelus lanceolatus (giant grouper) is the source of this 3291-nucleotide messenger RNA. RefSeq names its product retinal homeobox protein Rx2-like. Gene Ontology annotation, molecular function: DNA-binding transcription factor activity, RNA polymerase II-specific; RNA polymerase II cis-regulatory region sequence-specific DNA binding. Gene Ontology annotation, biological process: positive regulation of transcription by RNA polymerase II. NCBI's taxonomy places the organism in Eukaryota, Metazoa, Chordata, Actinopteri, Perciformes, Serranidae. The record is from RefSeq and is a predicted model, not a curated record.
AAGGAGAGUUUUGUCAGGAGAGAAAGACGUUACAUGUGCUUGUUGCACAGGACUCCAGCGGUAAGUCCUUUGCUCACUUGUGUGCAGGGGAUUUCAAGGACUUAAGCAGGAGUAACAAGUGCCUACAGUAGAUAUUGUUAGUGUCAUUCGUCUACUUAUGGACUACAGAGACAACAUGUAUGUAGUGUAGCCUGUGGUAGGAAUCUGACAGAAGACAAAGAUGUGAGUUUGUUCCGCUUUUGUGUAAACAAUACGUUCAGCCUCACUGGAGUGAUCCUUGAAGGAUACAGCCCUCACGCUUCACAUAAAUCUCUUCCAUUGCACGUGAAGCAGAACAACAUCUCUGAAGAACUGCUCUGCCUCAUCUGACUUUGUAGCAUUUUGCUUUUUUCCUUCUGACAAAGACAAGAGAAAGUGUCUCAAAAGGCUCGGAUGCAUUUGUCAAUGGAUACCCUGGGAAUAGUGGACGAUAGUUGCUUGGACAACUAUGACAUGGCAAAAGGUGCCGGGUCAAGCGGUGCAGGCAGGGUCCACAGUAUUGAUGUCAUACUGGGAUUCACUAAAGACCAGGACCCUUUACUCCAUUCGGUGGGCGAUGAUGACAGUCAAAAAGCCAAUGGAGAAAACCAACCGCACCCUGAGAAGCAGGUCCCCUCAGACACCUAUGGGCACCUUCCAGAACUGGGUGACAACUCCCAACAUUCUACCUACCAUGAAUCAGACCUUUUCUCCAGUGACAAGUGUGAUGAAGAAAUGAACAACCUGCAGAAGGAAGUGGACGUCGCUGAGGUGUCUCCAGAGGCCAAUACAGAGGAAGAGCACACUAAAAAGAAACACAGAAGAAACCGUACCACGUUCACCACCUAUCAGCUCCAUGAGCUGGAGCGAGCCUUCGAGAAGUCCCACUACCCAGACGUCUAUAGCCGGGAAGAGUUGGCAAUGAAGGUCAACUUGCCUGAGGUUCGAGUUCAGGUGUGGUUCCAGAACCGGAGGGCCAAGUGGAGACGACAAGAAAAGAUGGACACCAGCACCAUGAAGCUUCACGAUUCCCCCAUGCUAUCCUUCAACCGUCCACCGAUGCCUCCUAGCGUGGGGCCGGUGGCCAACCCGAUGCCCCUAGAUCCCUGGCUAACCUCGCCUAUCUCCAGUGCCACGCCCAUGCAUACCAUCCCAGGGUUUAUGGGUUCACCGCAGGGCCUGCAGCCCGCCUACCCAAGCCACAGCUUCCUCAACACCCCACCUGGCAUGGUUCAAGGUAUGCAGCCAAUGGGCCCUCCUCCCUACCAGUGCCCACCCAGCUUCAACGACAAAUACCCGAUGGAGGACGACAGGAGUUCCAGCAUCGCAGCACUCAGGAUGAAGGCCAAAGAGCACAUUCAGUCUAUGGAUAAAACUUGGCAGCACAUGUGACCUAAUGAGGCACUGAGGGAUGAUAUCUGAGCUGCUCCUGUGAAUGUUUACAAACUGCUUUUCCACUGUUUGUUUCAUGUACCCAUGACGAGGACACGUGACACCAAAGGAGUCAGACUUUUUUUCACUGACACGAAUAAGCAACUCUGUAAAUGAACUUCUUGUGAUUUUUUUUUUUUUAAAUUCACUUUAAAAUGUUUUUAGUCCCAAGGACUUGGGGGCAUUAGGUUUAGCUCAAAAGGUUUCUCAAAAGGAGAAAAUCCUUAACGUGAAUGUUUUGUGUCAACAUUCAUUUUGUAUAUUUCUGAGAAAUUUCAGACAGUACUGACAAAUGCAAUAUAGUAUAUGAGAGGCUAAGUAGAGCCUGUGGUCAUUUGUAGUAACGUUUGCGGUCUUAUCUGAGGGAGUGUCCUGUUUUUGUGGAAAUAUAUUUUAUAAAAAAAUAAUAUUGACCCUAACUCUGUCUACGUGUUCCUGCUACCCUGAAGUGAUGAUAUUUUCAUGAGGUUUAAUGAACACUGUGCUGUUCUUUGGACAUUUUGCUAUAGAGCCUCAGAACUAGACAAUUUUAGUAUAAAUUUGCUUUGUUCAAAGAGGUUUUUCUCACUGUCUGUCUGUUUGGUUUUCUCUUUGUAUUUUCUAUGUGAACAGUGUAGAUGCUGUCCAGCAUUUUCUGGUUUGUUUUCAGGUUCUGUAAGUGGGCACAAAUGUUUAUUUUAAAACAACUUUUCCCUCUUAAAUCUCGAUUAGGUUAUAAAGUGAUAUGUGUGUGUUUUAUUUAAACCAUUAAACUGGCCUUUUGGAGGGCACUGAGCCCCGAUGGGGGAGGUUAUCGGAAGUCACAGAGCGUAAUCUAGCUCGGAGGCUAAUUUAAACAGACAAGCAUACCUCUUAACACCUAAUUACUGCUUUUAAAGCGAUUAACCCCGGAUUCUCAGCCAUAGACAGAAUGCCCUCAGUUGCCCCGGAAAAAUCCUUUUCAAGACCUGAUUAUCUUUGGCCCUCCCUCAAACUUGACCAUUUAUAUUGGUUCUAAUUUACAGAUACAGCACAACGUAAUCAACGCUGUUUUUUGUUAUGCCCUCUUAAUCUUCAUCUUAUAGGUGAAAGAUGCUCCUCAUUGCGUUGUUGACAAAAUAGUCACUAAGGACAGGUGGAUUAAGAGUGAGAAAGUUAAUGGGUGCUGGCAGCCUCUCUUACCCAUGGAACUUGCACAGUUUGAUUUAACUGUUGGAUCAAAACCAGAAGGAAAUUAUUGUACGCCGAGGUUUGUCAGACACAUAAGGUCAUGAUAGUUUUCUCUUGUGUUUAAGUGUUUAUGCAGAGGGGUGCUGGGCUGGCCAAGUACAUUUUCCUACUAUUACUUUCUCUUGAAAGACAACAAAAAACUGAUUUAAUGGAAUCAAGGGAAGAAGAGCUUGCAAUUAAUUUCACCCAUGUUUUCCACUAUCUUGCAAAAAUAAUGUGUCAUUAAGAUAGUGUUAUCAUUGCCUACCUGGAGAUGAUACUGAGUACUGUGGCAGUGCUUUGAGGGAGACUGUUGUGGACACCAUGAUAAAGUCAAAGGAAGAGUUAUCAUUUACAUCACAUAAAAACAUUAUCUUAUCAUGGCCUUUAGAAAUGGCAGCAUCCACACUGUCAGUUUUAUAGGUGUUGUUGUUAAUAUUUGUAUAAUCCCUGUUGACAACAGUGGACUAAAAAGCCAAAGAAAUAAAAAAGAACAUUUCCUAUUACUAGAAAACACAUUUAUAAAGGUGUGAGGAUGUUUAUCAUUUUUAUGUUUUUCAUUCUAACUCAUUUCUAGUCCUUUGAAGUUUUUAGACUUUCAUUUUCCAUGUGCAAAACACAAAAUAAAGUUACAGUAGCACCACUGUGGCAGCA